AUGGACCUCUCAAAACUCACCAAAAAGACGCUCGACGUCUCGCGCGGCUUCUCAUACACGUAUUACACUGCUGCCGCCCAGGGCUCUAAGCCGACACUCGUCCUCUUUCACGGCUGGCCAGACUCGGCUCUUAUAUGGGCGGGCCUCAUUAACGACCAUCUCCUUCCCCUCGGCUACGGUGUUGUUGCUCUAGACAAUCUUGGAUUCGGCGAGUCUUCCAAGCCAACCGACCCGAAAGUAUAUGCAUGCGACGGUCUCGCAGCCGACGCUGUGGAGAUACUCGACGCAGAAGGCCUCGGAAAGGUGGUCUCGGUUGGCCAUGAUUGGGGCUCCAUGAUUGCCCAGCGGUUGUACAACUUCCACCCCGCACGCGUCUGCGGCCUCGUCACGCUCAAUGUUGCGUACGUUGCGCCCUCCGGCCACUUCGACCUCGACGAGGUCAACGCGCAGACUAAGAAGAUGUUCGGCUUCGGCAUCUAUGAGUACUGGCACUUCUUCACUGCCGACGACGCCGUGGAGAUCAUGAACCGCAACCUUGAGUCCGUCUACGCCGCCGUCUUUGGCGAACCUGAGACCUGGGUCGACACGUUCUGCAGCCCCGGCGGGGUGCGCCGGUUCGUCAGCGAGGGCCGCACGCAGCCGACGCAGCCGUACGCGACCGCCGAGCACAAGGCGGACUUCAUAGGGCGCUUCAGCAAGGCCGGCGACGGCGGGUUCGCCGCACCGAAUUGCUCGUAUAAAGCCAUGAGAGCAGGCGUGCAGGCCGAGGCGGACAGAAAAAUAGAUGAGGAGGCCAAGACGGUCAGAGUGCCGGUGCUGUACUGGGGAGGAACACGGGAUUUCGUUUGCAGGCCAGAGCUGUUGCAAUCGAGCAUCGACGCCGGGCUGCUGCCUGACGUGAAGAGUGUCACCAGGGACGGUGGGCACUGGGCCCUUCUCGAGAAGCCCGAUGAGUUUGGUCAGGAUGUGUUGAAGUGGUUGCAGGAGACUUUCGAAUAG
Molecule: messenger RNA, 999 nt
Organism: Colletotrichum higginsianum IMI 349063
Lineage: Eukaryota; Fungi; Ascomycota; Sordariomycetes; Glomerellales; Glomerellaceae
Product: putative Epoxide hydrolase
Exons: 1
Coding region: 1-999 (332 amino acids)
Molecular function (GO): catalytic activity
Source: RefSeq, a predicted model, not a curated record